This is a messenger RNA of Entelurus aequoreus (snake pipefish), 5691 nucleotides long. RefSeq names its product kinase D-interacting substrate 220b (gene kidins220b). NCBI's taxonomy places the organism in Eukaryota, Metazoa, Chordata, Actinopteri, Syngnathiformes, Syngnathidae. The record is from RefSeq and is a predicted model, not a curated record. Gene Ontology annotation, molecular function: protein binding. The coding region runs from base 196 to 5376 and encodes 1726 amino acids. The transcript is spliced from 28 exons.
CUACCUUGAUGUGCGUAUCGUCUUCAUCAAGAUGGCUGCUGUUGUUUGGGAUGAAGAAUGAUCUCUGCCUGACAUCCAUCAACAAAAACUCCAGCCAGCACGUCAACAUCUUCCACAAUCCCGACCGGACCGAACCUGACCACCUGAACCCAAACUUCGUGAUUUGUUCUGGAGACGCAGUGACAGACCACCAACAUGGACACCACCACGUCCAUCAAGAUGACCACGCUGGCCAUCCAGAACCUGUUUAGCUACGUAGAGGAGGAAAACCUGACGGCGCUUCGGGCUCAUCUGGACCGCUUUAAUGAAGUGGACGGACGCAGCGAUAAUGGACAGACGCCGCUGAUGCUGGCGGCCGAGCAGGGCAGCCUGGACAUCGUGCAGGAACUCAUCAGGCGAGGAGCCAAUGUCAACCUGGACGAUGUGGAUUGCUGGUCGGCACUGAUCUCGGCCGCUAAGGAGGGUCACGUGGAGGUGGUGAAGGAGCUGCUGGAGAACAGCGCUUACAUUGAGCAUCGCGACAUGGGAGGGUGGACGGCACUGAUGUGGGCGGCUUACAAAGGUCGCAUUGAAGUCACCAAAGUGCUGCUGGAGGAGGGGGCCAACCCCAACACCACUGGGCAGCAAUACAGCGUGUAUCCCAUCAUCUGGGCGUCGGGACGGGGACACGCCCACAUCGUCAAACUGUUGUUGGAGGGCGGAGCCAAAGUCAACUGUUCUGACAAGUAUGGGACCACUCCUUUGAUCUGGGCGUCCAGGAAAGGACAUAUUGACUGCGUCAUGCACCUGCUGGAGAACGGUGCAGAUGUCGACCAGGAGGGGGCGAACUCCAUGACGGCUCUGAUCGUGGCGGUGAAGGGCGGCUACACGGAUGUGGUAAAGGAACUUCUGAAGAGGAACCCAAACGUUAACAUGACCGACAAAGAUGGCAACACAGCACUGAUGAUUGCCGCCAAGGAGGGCUACACUGAGAUCGUGCAGGACCUGUUAGACGCCGGCACUUACGUCAACAUCCCCGAUCGAAGCGGCGACACGGUGCUGAUCGGAGCGGUGAGGGGGGGUCACGUAGAGAUCGUCAGAGCUCUGCUGCACAAAUACGCCGACAUUGACAUCAGAGGACAGGAGUGUAAGACGGCACUCUACUGGGCAGUGGAGAAAGGCAACGCCACCAUGGUGAGGGACAUCCUGCAGUGCAACCCUGACACAGAGAUGUGCACCAAGGACGGCGAGACACCUUUGAUCAAAGCCACCAAGAUGAGGAGUGUGGAGAUCGUGGAGCUGCUGCUCGAUAAAGGAGCCAAAGUGUCUGCCGUGGACAAAAAAGGAGACACACCUCUCCACAUCGCCAUCCGGGGGCGCAGCCGCCGUCUGGCCGAGCUCCUCCUGAGAAACCCCAAAGAUGGCCGCCUGCUGUACCGGCCCAACAAGGCGGGAGAGACGCCGUACAACAUUGACUGCAGCCACCAGAAAAGCAUUCUCACGCAGAUCUUUGGAGCCCGUCACCUGUCUCCCACUGAGUCAGAUGGAGACAUGUUGGGCUACGACCUCUACAGCUCCGCCCUUGCUGACAUCUUGAGCGAGCCCACCAUGCAGCCCCCCAUCUGUGUAGGCCUGUACGCCCAGUGGGGCAGCGGCAAGUCCUUUCUGCUCAAGAAGCUGGAGGAUGAGAUGAAGACAUUUGCGGGGCAGCAGAUUGAGCCGUUGUUUCGGUUGUCUUGGCUGGUGGUCUUUCUCUCUUUGCUUGUCUGCGGAUCAGUUGCCACUGUGCUUGGCUUCACCUUUGACCCCAGGCUAGCCAUGGCCGUCUCCCUCAGCCUGUUGGCCCUGCUAUACCUUUUCUUUGUGGUGGUUUACUUUGGCGGCCGCCGUGAGGGUGACAACUGGAACUGGGCGUGGCUUCUCAGCAGCCGUUUGGCCCGCCAUGUCGGCUAUUUGGAGCUCCUCCUCAAGCUGAUGUUUGUCAACCCGCCAGAACUGCCGGAGCAAAGCACUAGAGCUCUGCCUGUCAGGUUUCUGUUUACAGAUUAUAAUCGACUGUCAAGCGUUGGAGGCGAGACAUCCAUGGCUGAAAUGAUCGCCACACUGUCUGAUGCUUGUGAGAGAGAGUUUGGAUUCCUAGCAACACGCCUCUUCAGAGUGUUUAAGACUGAGGAGACACAAGGAAAGAGCAAGUGGAAGAAGACGUGUUGUGUUCCGUCCUUUGUGCUCUUCGCAUUGGUGAUGGCGUGCUUUGUCAGUGGCAUGGCACUGCUGGCCAUCUUUCGCGUGGACAGCGAGAACCAGACCGUGAACGGCAUGCUGAUGGCUCUGGGUAGCGUGGUGGGCGUGGCUCUGCUGCUGAACUGCCGCACAUGGUGGCGGGUGUCCGACUCGGUGAUGAACUCGCAGAGGAAGAGGCUGCACAGCGCCGCCAACAGGAUGCACAGGUUGAAGAGCGAAGGCUUCAUGAAGGUCCUCAAGAACGAGGUGGAGCUCAUGGCCAAAAUGGCAAAGACCAUUGACGGUUUCACGCAGCACCAAACCAGGCUGGCGGUCGUCAUCGACGGACUGGACUCGUGCGAACAGGACAAAGUUCUGCAGAUGCUCGACACGGUCCGAGUCCUGUUCUCCAAAGGGCCCUUCAUCUCCAUCUUUGCCAGCGACCCGCAUAUCAUCAUCAAGGCCAUCAACCAGAACCUUAACAGCGUUCUGCGGGACUCCAACAUCAACGGACAUGACUACAUGAGGAACAUCGUCCACCUGCCUGUCUUCCUCAACAGCAGAGGUCUGUCCAGCGCCAGGAAGAUGUGCGCCGCCGCCACCACUGUCACGCCGGGUAAUGGGGACGCCGCUCCUGCUGAUGGUUGGCACGAGGAGUUGGACAGGAAACUGUCUCAGCACAGUUUGGGAGAACUGACCAAGUUUGGAAGCAAGACCACCCUCAACCGCCGGGACACAUACCGGCGACGCCAUGUUCAGCGAUCAGUGACUCGUCAGAUGUCGUUUGAUUUGACCAAGCUGAUGGUGACUGAAGACUGGUUCACUGACAUCAGUCCUCAGACCAUGAGGAGACUUCUCAACAUCGUGUCUGUGACCGGUCGUCUGCUGAGAGCCAAUCAGAUCUCCUUUAAUUGGGACCGCCUGGCGUCCUGGAUAAACCUGACGGAGCAGUGGCCUUACAGGACGUCUUGGCUCAUCCUGUACCUGGAGGAGAGCGACGGCGUCGCCGACCAGGUCGCGCUCAAAAACAUUUAUGAGAGAGUUCUGAAGAACAUUCCCACCACCAAAGAUGUGGAACCUCUGCUGGAAAUCGACGGAGACGUCCGCAGCUUUGAAGUCUUCUUGUCCUCACGGACUCCAGUUCUAACGGCCCGAGACAUUCGGACCUUCCUGCCCUGCACCGUCAACUUGGACCCCAAACUCCGUGAAAUCAUUGCAGAUGUCCGUGCAGCCCGGGAGCAGGUGAACAUGGGCGGAGUCACAUAUCCGUCAAUCCCGCUGCAGGAUGCUCAGCCCCGCCCCACUUCCAUGUUCAGUCAGGUUUCAUCCACCUGCUCGCCCUCUGCCUCUUUUAUCGGCCCCUUCAACCAGCCAGUAGGGGGCGUGGUCUCUCCGCCGCCUCACAGCAGCUACUACAGCGGCAUGGCGGGACCACAGCACCCCUUCUAUAACAGGCCAUAUUUUCCCCACCACCUUCACCAGCUGCCACGCCCCAUCAUGGCGUCCUACCCAUCACACCUUGUUCCUCGUCUGCUCGUUAAAAGCUCCUUUCCCCGGGAUGCCACUUCUUGUCUCCUCCAGGGCUCCGCCUCUGUGGUGUCGGGGACUCCACCCACCCUCCUCAGCUCCAUGACGACAGACGGCGUGUGCGAGCGCGUGCGUCACAUUGAGGGCAUUGACCAGAGCAUGCUGACGGCGUACACGACCACCAUCGGGAAGGCCAACGUCAAUGGUCGAGUUCUGUCGCAGUGCAACGUGGACGAGCUCAAGAAGGAGAUGAACAUGAACUUUGGAGACUGGCAACUUUUUAGAGCCACGGUGCUGGAAAUGCGGCAAAUAGAGAACCAAGUGCUGCACGAGGAGGCCGCCAGCGAGCAAGGCAGCAUUGUCGCAGGUCUCCCUGAGGCGGGCCGGCGGGCUGGGGUUCCCCCCCGUACCGGCAACGCCCCCAACGACAUGUCUCCAAUGUACAGCUUCAGCCUGAGCUUUGAAGAGCUGAGCACGCUGGGCCUGGACGAGCCGCCACGUCAUGCCAAUGCACAAUGGAUGGUUGGACCUCAACGGACCAGCAGCAUGACAAGCCUGAACUCACAGGAAUCAAGCAACGACAUUGUCAGGCUAACGGACAAGCAGCAGGCCGAGUACCGCGACGCUUACCAAGAGUACAUUGCUCAGAUGGCACAGCUGGAGGUGGGAGGUGGCAGCGGCAGGGAGAAGCUGGUCCAGCCUCAGCCCGGACACUUCAUGACACCACCUUGCGAGGACAGGAGCAAGGAGGCUGCGGAGCCAGAUGGACGAAAGUCGUUUAGCAAGAGGGCCGCUGUCAAAAUAGCGAAUGAUAACACCGACUUUGCGGCCAACAGUGAAGCUCUGGAUCCCAUCAGAGAGGAAGAUGAAAAGGGAGAACAUGGAUCCUCAAAAUCCUUGCUGGCCCGCAAGACUUCCUCAGAAAGAGGUGGGCUUUUCCCGGAUGUCGCUGACUUUAAGUCAAAGGCGAGUGGUGGUCUGCGCUACCAGAAGUUGACCAGUGACGACGAUGAGUCCGAAGAGUCUGAGCUGCUGAAAGAGGGCAAAAUGGCAGGAGACGCCAAGGCAGGCAUGUGCUCGUUGGCUCUGAAGGGGAAGGACUACUUGUCUGAUGCCACGCUGGACAAGAAGGACUCGUCAGACUCCGGCGUGCGCUCCAACGAGAGUUCUCCAAACCACUCGCUGCAGGACGAGGAGGCGGACCUGUCGCAGCUGGACAGGUCCAACUUGAUCGAGCUGGAUGAUGAUGGUGGCGCCAGGAAGCGCGGCCUUCCCGCCGAUCUCCAGGAUGCUGCCGUGACCCGCAUGUCCAUCUGCUCCGAGGACCAGUGCAGCCUGCUGGCCACCAGCCCGGACGACACCUGGUCUGGUUCCAAGAGCUGGAACCUCAACCACACGCCCAGCAGCGUCACGCUCAACAACAACACCAACACCCAACAGGGGGAGCAGCAAACACCCCACACCUCUGCUCCCUCCACCGACAUAAUCGACCCACUCACAUCCACUGCCCCCACCCGGCCCGGUCCCAAUAACGAGAACGUGCGAGUGGUCCACCUGAAGAGGGGCCUGAAGCCCGGAGACCCACCCGAGGUGUGCACCAUGUCAGCAGACGCCGUCGCCUUUGGUGAGGAGCGUGAAAGCAUCCUGUGACCCUUCUCCGUCAGCCAAUCACAAGCCUGUAACUUCAUGUGACUUGCGUCUGUGUCUAGAUGCAUGCUAACUGUCAAAUUAGCGCUUGAUGUCGUAUUUAUUUGGAUGUUUAAAAAAGCAACAAAAAAAUGUUUGUUAGCGUGUUUACAAAAGCAUGUGUAUGACAGCUGAUCAGACCGGCCUUAGAUAAACUCCUCUUUUAAACAUGUUUUAAUGUCUGAAAUGUUGACAAGUAAAGUAUGAGAUGUCAAGUGAUAGAAUAAAUCUGCUCUAAUGGAAUAAUAGAGUAUGUGCAUGAUAAAGAAUUAAAUAAGU